CCGGCAGUGCUAAGUCUCGCGGCGGGGUCCGGCUCUGCCCGCUGCCGCUGGGCCGGGGCCGAGGCCGGGCGAUGGAGGCAGCCUGGCGCCAGGCCGGCCGGGGCCGGGGCCGGGGCCGGGGCCGGGCGCGGGGCCCAGCGGGCGGCGGGGGGGUCCGGCCCGCGCCCGGGAGGGGCAGAGCGGCAGGGCUGAGCGCGACAGGAGGCGGCAGCGUUCCCCUGGGGACCGGCGAAUUAUCUUCAAAGAAGAAAUUUGAAGAAAUUAAGAAGGCUAAUCAAGCUGCAGCAAAAAAGCUUGUUGAAGACCAAUAUAGUUCUUCAUCUGAGGAGGAUGAUGAUGAAGAUGAUGAUAUUGAUGGAAAGCAUGGACAGAUUUUGGCCAAAACAUUCACAACCUAUACUAAUCAAACUGAUGGAGAUGCAAGUGAACUGGAACGUACAAGACAAUACGUGAAUGAAGCUUUUCAGUCUGGAGCUAUGACAUGCUUGAUUUGUAUUGCUUCGAUUAAAAGAAAUCAAGCUGUAUGGAGCUGCUUUGGCUGUUUCUGCAUAUUUCACCUGCCUUGUAUCCAAAAGUGGGCUAAGGACAGUGUUUUUCUCAUAUCGUCUCCCUUGACAGAUGAUGAUUUUGGGAAGAAGGAUUAUCCAUGGCCUUGUCCAAAAUGUAGGUUUGAGUACAAGCGAUCUGAAACUCCUACUAGAUACUACUGUUACUGUGGAAAAGUGGAGGAUCCAGUAUUGGACCCUUGGCUGGUACCACACUCGUGUGGCCAAGUAUGUGAGAGGGAGUUCAAGCCUCCUUGUGGACAUAAAUGCCUGCUCCUCUGUCACCCAGGUCCUUGUCCUCCUUGCCCAAAGAUGGUCACAACAACCUGUUAUUGCAAGAAGGCUAAGCCUAUACCACGAAGGUGCAGUACCAAAGAAUGGUCAUGUCAGUUGCCAUGUGGCCGAAAAUUGCCAUGUGGACAGCACAGUUGUGAGAACCCUUGUCAUCCAGGAAAUUGUCAACCUUGUCCACGAGUCAGUAAACAGCGAUGUGUUUGUGGUAGACAAAUAGCAGAACGACUUUGUGCAAGCCCGUUGUGGCAGUGUGACCAGGUAUGUAGAAGAACAUUGCCUUGCGGUAAUCACACAUGUGAACAAGUUUGCCAUUCUGGUUCCUGUGGAGAAUGUCCUCGAACUGGGAAACGGUCCUGUCCAUGUGAAAAGACAAAGUUUAUUUUCCCCUGUACGGAAGAUGUUCCUACGUGUGGGGAUAGUUGUGACAAAGUCCUAGAAUGUGGAAUUCAUAAAUGUUCACAGCGCUGUCAUCGAGGUCCUUGUGAAACAUGUAGACAGGAAGUUGAAAAGCAAUGUCGUUGUGGAAAGCAUACUAAGCUCAUGCCAUGCCAUAAGCCAUAUUUAUGUGAGACAAAGUGUACUAAAAUUCGUGAUUGUCAAAAGCACCAGUGUAAGAGAAAGUGUUGUCCUGGAAACUGUCCACCUUGUGAUCAAGCAUGUGGACGGACUUUAGGCUGUAGAAAUCACAAAUGUCCUUCAGUCUGCCACAGAGGUAGUUGCUACCCAUGUCCAGAAAUAGUAGAUGUGAAAUGCAAUUGCAGCAAAACUGUUUUAAAGGUACCAUGUGGCAGAGAACGUACCACCAAACCUCCCAGAUGCAGAGAGUUGUGCAGUCGGCUGCCUACCUGCCAUCAUCCUAGCCAAGAGAAACACAAUUGUCACUUUGGCCUAUGCCCUCCAUGUCGUCAGCCCUGCCAGAAGGGAUUAAAGUGUGGUCACUUUUGUCCUGUGUCUUGUCAUGAUGAAGCCCUUGUGAAGCAAACUGGCUUGCAUCAGCCUGUGGGACCUUGGGAACAGCCAUCUGAACCAGCUUUUAUUCAGACUGCAUUACCUUGCCCCCCAUGUCAGGUGCCUAUACCUAUGGAGUGUUUUGGGCAGCAUGAGGUGAGCCCAUUACCGUGUCACUCUGUAGGACCCUACUCCUGUAAAAGAUUUUGUGGACGGCUCCUUGACUGUCAAAAUCAUACCUGCGUGAAAGAAUGUCACAGAGUUACCAGUGUAAAUGGUAACACUGACAAGCAGAAGGCAGGUCCAGAAUGUCUGCAGUGUGAAGAGGAGUGUACCAAACCACGACCACCUGGCUGUCCUCACCGAUGCAUCUUGCCAUGUCAUCCUGGGGAGUGUCCACCGUGUAUUCAAAUGCUGAAAAUAAAGUGUCACUGCAAACUCUUAAACCUGUAUAUUGAGUGCAUAAAAAUAACUUGUGCUGACUUGAAAGAGAAGGACCUCCUUACUUCUUGCCAAAAUCAGUGUCCAAAAGAGUUGCCCUGUGGCCAUCGAUGUAAAGAGACUUGCCAUCCAGGUGACUGUCCUGGAAAUUGCAAUCAGAAGGUUAAACUCAGAUGUCCUUGCAAGAGAAUUAAAAAGGAAUUGCAAUGCAACAAGGUACAAGAAGGCCAGGUUUCACUAGAAUGUGACGCAUUAUGCAAGGAAAUGAAACGGAAAGCAUCUGAGAUAAAAGAAGCAGAAGCCAAAGCUGCUGUUGAAGAAGAAAAGCGAAGACAACAGGCUGAAUUGGAAGCUUUUGAAAACAGGUUAAAAGGACGACGGAAAAAUAAGAGGAAAAGGGAUGAAGCAGAAACCGAGCAAUCGAUGUGGGAAAAAUAUAAGCGUUUCAUCAUGCUGUCAAUAUGUGGAGUUGCUGUUGUGAUACUUGCCUGGAUCAUAGCCUACAACCAUUGAAAUAACUUUAGGUCUAUUUUAAUAUACCUCACUUGGGCAUUAGAUAGCUAGUAUUGCUAGAGUGUUAGCCUGCCCUCUGGGCUUCAGAUUCAUGGUUAUGUUGUAUAUUUUCUCCUACCAAUUUAUUAUCAUCAUGAUGGGGGAAAAACGAACCCCAUCAUGAUCUUAACUAGUGACACAAAAAUGUGAAUUAAACUUCCGAGUAACAAAGUAGCAUGCUAUAAAGUUGUACACUCAGUUGCUCAUGUCAUAUAUUAUCUUGCCCAAUUUGACCAAAUUAUAUUAAUAUAUGGUAUUAUUUCUCAUUGUCCCUACUUUAUAAUACUAGCAUAGUUUAAUUUAGUUGCUUUACUUCAUAUUAGGAUGUUUGUAAAAUACAGCUGAAUCAAGUUCUGUUUGCAGUAAAAUCAGUACAGUAUUUUUCUCUUUAAAAGACUCUUGGUUUGCUUUCAAACUAGUUAAACCUUAAGUCACACAAAAGAAAAUAACUUCUGUGCUUCUUGGUGACUUGUGGUCUCGAGAUAGUCUAGAAAAUUCAUAAAUUGUAUUGCCUUAUCUCAGAUGAUAAUGCAAAACCUUAAAAUCUGAAGGGGAAAUGUCACCUUUCUUCAUAAAAAAAUCUUUUGAACUAGAUCCAUCACAAGCAGUGAAAUGGGCUUGUUUUAUUACUUGUCAUAUACUAUCUUGCUGUGCCUCAAAAUCAAACCUAUUUGAAAGGCAGCAUUUAGUAUAACUUUGUGGUGAUUAGUGAUCACCUGGGAAGCAGUCUGAUGGAAUGGAAGUCUUAACCAGGGAAAGGGCACAUUCUCCUCAUUGUUCCUAAGUUAUCAGUCAAAAUGGAUAGUGGGACACUGAAGAUGAAGCAUCUGCAGAUGAUUCAGGUUAAAUGUUGGGUUUGAAUCUUUGUAGAGAUGUAUGAAAGUGCAAACGGACUGAAAUUUACUUAAAUGUCAACUAUACGUAGUUCUAAAGCCAUUUGAAUAGUUCUUGUUAGUCAUAUUAGAAAUGUCCGGCUAACCUUUAAAACAUUUAAUAUAAUUGCAUUAUCUAAUGGACGGUCUUAAAUACGUUGCCUUUGGGGGUUUGUUUUUUUUGUUGUAAAUUGAAGGAUGCUGUUAAUUUGUAAUGCUCAAAAUGUUGACUAAUCUUGAAAAUUAUAUGAGAAAUAGCUUUGCUUCAGAUGAAGAAAUACAAAUUAACUAGGAAAUUGGAUUUCUAUCUCUGCUAUAUUUUUACUUCUGAUGCUUAUACUUAAGCAAAGCAGAAAUUGAAUAGUGUUCAGUGAUUCCCUCCCCCCAACAAUUUCUUCCCCUAACCUUCCACUAAAGGCAUGAGCCUGUUCCCACGUCCUGGAUGUAUAACUCAGACAUAUAUCUGUCCUGCUGAGGGCAGGAGACCACUUACAUGAGUAAUGAGGAAGGAUUGCAGUUAGGUUCAAAAUUGGUCUUUUUCAUAGGAUGGAUUAUAAUUCAGGGUACUGUAAUCAUUAUGGGAAAAGGUGGUUUAUAUCCAAUUAUAAUUGUGGCUUGACAGUCAGAAAAUUGUGGGGUGGGAGGAGGCAGAAAAACAGUGCAGUUUUCAGUUUGCAUUUACUAUUUUUUUCUAACUGGCUAACUUCUUAACUGGAAGCUUAAAAAAUGUACAACUGGUCAUCAUUAUAUGGCAAGCAAUGCAAGUAUGUACAGUUAAUGAAAAAUAUGUUAGGUAUGAAAGACUUAUGAAAUCUGUGCUUGUUUUGUUCCACUUGUUUUGUUUUUAAACGCAUUCAUUUAACAGCGUAAGGGAAGAAAAUUCUCUCCUGGUUAGUACUUCAAUAUUUUCCUAUAGCACUGAUGAGAGAGAGAUUAAUCCAGAUUCAUGCCUGAACAAGUAGACUUUGGUCUUUGAUUCAAUGAGGAAAUAGCACUUGUAACAAUUUAUUAGUAAUUCACUUAUGCAUCUAAAAAAAGGAAGGAUUUUUCUUUAAACCAGGGUAGUCUGCUCUGUUUCUUAUUUGCUGUGGAACUGAUCAUAUCAAUGUGAGGUGAGGCUUUGCUGAAGUAGUUUUUACCUUGCCUGAAAUUAGCUCAUUUUUAUUUGUUUACUUUUGGCUCUUUCUUUAUUAAAACAAGUACCCUAAAGUUUCUGUCUGCCAUUUAGUACUCCUGUUGUGAAGAAAAUUACUUUCUCUAAAGAAACUGUUUGAAAAUAAACUGACCCUUGUUAUAUGUUUUGAGUAGAUACCUUGGUGUUUCCUUGCUUUGAAUAUUUUGUGGCAAGUUGAUGUAAAAAUAUUGGAGGGAAAAUGAUUUGGCAUCUUUAUUGAUCAUGUUAAAUAUUUGUAUUUCUUAAUUGUCUUGGUUGGAAAACACACUGCAAGGACUAUUCCUAUUCUGAGGCAGAGAAACUUAUUAUUUUUGACAUUUUGUCCAUCUUAAGUAUAAUUUAAUUGUUAAAAAGCAUUUGAGUCAUCUGCACUCUCAGUUGGUAUGCCUACUACAAGCAGCGCCUGUUGAAUUCGAUAUUUCUGGAUUUUUGCACCAUGGAGUGUGUGGGUUAAAACAAUCUGCAGUUUAGAUUACUGGCUUUUCUUCCACUUAUGUCCUCACCUGUUAAUUCCUUAUAGUUUAAUGUUGAUUGGGGAGACUUUUCUAUUUGCAACGGUAAUUUGGAAAUAAAACAGACAUAUACAAACUGAAAGAUCAUAAAUGCAUUACUUGAAUUACUGUGCAAGAAAAAUACUGAAUUGAACCUAGGUAUUUGUCACAAUUUAAAUGGUACGUUAUUUAUGUGGUGAUAAAAUAAAUAUUGAGAACUUUA
Molecule: messenger RNA, 5540 nt
Organism: Alligator mississippiensis (American alligator)
Lineage: Eukaryota; Metazoa; Chordata; Crocodylia; Alligatoridae
Gene: NFXL1
Product: nuclear transcription factor, X-box binding like 1
Exons: 22
Coding region: 72-2741 (889 amino acids)
Biological process (GO): regulation of DNA-templated transcription
Cellular component (GO): nucleus
Molecular function (GO): zinc ion binding; RNA polymerase II transcription regulatory region sequence-specific DNA binding; DNA-binding transcription factor activity, RNA polymerase II-specific
Source: RefSeq, a predicted model, not a curated record